This is a messenger RNA of Loxodonta africana (African savanna elephant), 2058 nucleotides long. RefSeq names its product sialic acid-binding Ig-like lectin 11. Lineage: Eukaryota; Metazoa; Chordata; Mammalia; Proboscidea; Elephantidae. Gene Ontology annotation, cellular component: plasma membrane. The transcript has 10 exons. Bases 1 to 2058 code for a protein of 685 amino acids. Gene Ontology annotation, biological process: cell adhesion. Gene Ontology annotation, molecular function: sialic acid binding. The record is from RefSeq and is a predicted model, not a curated record.
AUGCCACCACUGCUGCUGCUGUUGUGGGGGAUCGAGUGUGUUGGGGGCUGGGGGUCCCAGGCAGGGGCUGGGGCUCCCACUAAUCCUCAGUCUCCCCCAGGGUACCUGGAUCUGGGUGACGAAUACCAGCUGCAGGUGCAAAAGUCGGUGACGGUGCAGGAGGGCCUGUGUGUCUUCAUACCUUGCACCUUCUCCUACCCCCCAGAUGGCUGGGACCACUCUGACCCAGUUCUCGGCUACUGGUUCUGGGAACCGGCCAAUCCCAAGUCAGAUGCUCUAGUGGCCACAAACAACACAGAAAGGCAAGUAAAAUCUCAGACCAGAGGCCGAUCCCAGCUUGUCGGGAACCCCCAGAAUGGCAGCUGCUCCCUGGUGAUCAGAGAUGCGGGGAAGACGGACAUAGCCACAUACUUCUUCUGGGUGGAGGGAGGAAAUGGUGUGAAAUUUAGUUUUGAUCCUCCUCUCUCUGCCCCGGACCUGACACAGAAGCCUGAUGUCUACGUCCCUGACACCCUGGAGCCGGGGCGCCCGGUGACACUGCACUGUGUGUUUCCCUGGGAGGAUUUUCAGGGCUGUCCAGCCCCCACGUUCUCCUGGUCAGGGGCAGCCAUUUCCUGCCAGGGAGCUGGACCACGAGCCUCCCUCUUAUCAGCACUCACCCUCACACCAAGUCCCCGGGGCCACGACAUUGAGCUCACCUGUCAAGUCGACUUCUCCAGAAAUGGCGUGAGCACCAGGACGACCGUCCGACUGAAUGUAGCCCACGCCCCGAAGGACCUUGUCAUCAGCAUUUCUUGGGCUAAAUUGUCAGCCCCAGAGCCCCAGGGAAACAUCUCACAUCUCGAAGUCCAGAAAGGCCAGUUCCUGAGGCUGCUCUGUGCUGCUGACGGCCAGCCCCCAGCCAUCCUGAGCUGGGUCCUGGACAACAGGGUGCUCUCCUGGUCCCCCCUCUUGGGCCCCAGAACCCUGGAGCUGGAGCUGCCUCCAGUGGGGCCGGGGGACACAGGGCACUACACCUGUCAUGCAGAGAACAGGCUGGGCUCCCAGGAGUUCUCCCUGGACCUCUCUGUGCAGUACCCUCCAGAGAACCUGAGAGUGAUGGUGUCCCAAGCAAACAGGACAGUCCUAGACAACUUCAGGAAUGGCACAUCCCUCCCAGUCCUGGAGGGUCAGUCCCUGCGCCUUGUCUGUGUCGCUGACAGCAGCCCCCCAGCCACGCUGAGCUGGGCUUGGAGGAGCCAGCGUCUGAGCCCCUCACAGCCCUCGGACCCUAGGGUCCUGGAACUGCCUCGGGUACAGAAGGAUGAUGAAGGGGAGGUCAUCUGCCAAGCUCAGAACCGGCUGGGCUCCCAGCACACCUCUCUGCGCCUCUCCGUGCUCUACGCCCCCCAGCUGCUCAGCCCUUCCUGCUCCUGGGAGGCCGAGGGUCUGCACUGCAGCUGCUCUGCCCGAGCCCGGCCGGCCCCCUCCCUGCGCUGGCGGGUUGGGGACUGGCUGGUGGAGGGGAACAGCAGCAACGCCUCUGUCACGGUCACCUCCUGCUCCGCCGGGCCCUGGGCCAACAGCUCCCUGAGCAUCCGCGGGGGCCUCAGCCCUGGUCUCAGGCUCCACUGCGAGGCUCGGAACGACCAUGGCGCCCACAGUGUCACUGUGCUGCUUCUGCUAGGUUGGGGGGUCAGCUCGGGCUGGGGGGGGGGGGAAGGAGUGUCAAUUCUAGAACUUGGGGCAGAGGACCUGGGGCUGAAGGGAAAGGGUGCGUUUGGGGUUGAGGGCUGGGGGCUGAUGAAAAGGGUGAAGACCCGAAGGAAGAAGGCAACCAAGACAGCAGCUGGAGGAUCGGAUGCCCCCUCUGUCUUGGGAACCAUUGCAUGGGGUUACCAGCAGGAGUCCCGGCCAGGCGGCUCCCCAGAUUGCCCACCCCCGGAUGUGGCCACCCCUACCUCUGGAGAACAGCAGGAACUCCAUUACGCCUCCCUCGUCUUCCAUGGGCUGAGGCUCCGGGAGCCUCAGGAGGCUACCAGCACCACGGAGUACUCGGAGAUCAAGAUCCAUCAGUGA